Belonocnema kinseyi is the source of this 1322-nucleotide messenger RNA. It is a transcript of the gene CtsL1, whose product is annotated as cathepsin L. Gene Ontology annotation, molecular function: cysteine-type endopeptidase activity. Gene Ontology annotation, cellular component: lysosome. Bases 1 to 1029 code for a protein of 342 amino acids. Lineage: Eukaryota; Metazoa; Arthropoda; Insecta; Hymenoptera; Cynipidae. Gene Ontology annotation, biological process: immune response. The transcript has 6 exons. The record is from RefSeq and is a predicted model, not a curated record.
AUGAAGAUUUUACUUUUAUUGGCGACUGUGGUCGUUGCGGCCCAGGCCGUUUCUUUUUUCGACCUGGUUUUGGAAGAAUGGGCUACAUAUAAGGUAGAACACAAAAAAACCUAUGAAAGCGACACGGAAGAAAAGUUCCGUAUGAAAAUCUUUAUGGAGAACCGACACAAGGUCGCGAAACACAAUGCCAAAUACGAACUCGGUUUAGUUUCCUACAAGUUGAAGAUCAACAAAUACAGUGAUAUGCUUCAUCACGAAUUCGUUCACACUUUCAACGGUUUCAACAAAACCACAAAGAGAAAUUUGGGAGCUGUUGAGAAGCUUGUUGGUGCCACUUUCAUCGAACCAGCCAAUGUUGUUUUGCCAGAAAGUGUCGAUUGGCGAAAAGAAGGUCUUGUGACUCCAGUCAAAGAUCAAGGUCACUGCGGUUCCUGCUGGGCAUUUUCCACCACUGGAGCUUUGGAAGGGCAACAUUUCAGAAAGACGGGAGUCCUCGUUUCCCUGAGUGAGCAAAAUUUGGUGGAUUGCUCGGGAAAGUAUGGAAACAAUGGUUGCGAAGGUGGUCUCAUGGAUCAAGCAUUCCAUUAUAUUAAAGAUAACAAAGGUCUAGACACUGAGAAAACAUAUCCGUAUGAAGCUGAAGACGAUAAGUGCAGAUACAAUCCACGCAACAGUGGUGCCACUGAUAAGGGCUUUGUUGACAUUCCACAAGGAGAUGAGAAAAAAUUGAAGGCUGCCGUUGCCACCAUGGGACCCGUGUCAAUAGCCAUUGAUGCCUCGCACGAGACUUUCCAGCUCUACUCUGAAGGAGUGUAUUAUGACGAAGAGUGCUCGUCAGACCAAUUAGAUCACGGAGUUUUGGUUGUCGGUUACGGCACUGAUGAAGAUAAGGAUGGGAAUCCCCAAGAUUACUGGAUUGUGAAAAACAGUUGGGGCGAAACUUGGGGAGACAAAGGGUACAUAAAAAUGGCGAGAAACAAGGAUAAUAAUUGUGGUAUCGCUUCCUCUGCCAGUUAUCCUCUUGUUUAACUGGAAAUAAUAAUUUCAGAGUGCAUUUCAUGACUUCCGUAAUUGUAAAUAGCUCAAACCCUGGCUGAGAUUUUUGCGUAAAUCUAUUAUUUGUUCAUGUUAAUAGAAGAAGAAAAAACUUGGGUCUUGACGCUCGUAUGUGAUAUUUAUGAGUUGAGCAGCUUUUUUUUGUAAUUGAGUUGAGAGAAUUCAUUUUUAAUUUUUAUAUUUCAAUCAAAUUUUAAUUAUAGGAGUGAUAGUCAUCCCAUGUAUUUUGUAUUUCCUAUAGAAAAUUAAAAAAUGUCUUUUCGUAA